Messenger RNA from Strigops habroptila (Kakapo), 2051 nucleotides. It is a transcript of the gene GTPBP3, whose product is annotated as GTP binding protein 3, mitochondrial. Gene Ontology annotation, biological process: tRNA methylation; tRNA wobble uridine modification. NCBI's taxonomy places the organism in Eukaryota, Metazoa, Chordata, Aves, Psittaciformes, Psittacidae. Bases 427 to 1953 code for a protein of 508 amino acids. The transcript has 8 exons. The record is from RefSeq and is a predicted model, not a curated record. Gene Ontology annotation, cellular component: mitochondrion; cytoplasm. Gene Ontology annotation, molecular function: GTP binding; GTPase activity; protein binding.
GGGGACUCAUGGCGCUGCGGAGGGCGCUGAGCGCGGCGGGGCGCAGGUUUGGGGCUCCCCGGGGUGGGGGGACUCCAAGAGGGGUGCAGGGACCCCGGUGUAGCGGUAGUGCGUGGGAAGGGGGGCACGUGGAGUGGGGGUGUCCCCUUCUAGCGGGGGUGCCCCCAGUGCCUUUAGGGGGAUGCAUGCCAAAACAGAGGGGUGGAGGGGUGCACGGAGGGGGCUGCACCUUCAAGACGGGCUGUGGGGGGAGAGGGGUGCACCCCUGCACUCUGCUGCCUUCCCCGGGCAUGGUGGGGUGCAGCCUGCACCCCUGGCUUUCGGGGAGGCAGAGGGAAGGGUUUGCACUCAGGGUCCGGUGGGAGCUGUGGGUCCCCUUGGGUCUGUGGGGUGCACAAGGAGGGGUCCGGGGGGGGGUGAAUGUGAAUGGUGGGAUUGGGUAUCCCUGCACCCCCUCUGUCCCAUAUGGGGGGUGUGGAUGGGGGACCCCCCCACCCCUGCACCCCUUCUCCGUGCUGCCUGCCCUGUCCUAGGUGUGCGCAGCGCCUGUGCUCCGCGGCGUGGGGGGACACCAUCUUCGCUGUCUCCUCCGGGCACGGCCGGUGCGGGGUGGCCGUGAUCCGGACCAGCGGCCCCGGCAGCCGCGGCGCCUUGCAGAGCCUCACCGGCCGCCCCGCGCUGCCCCCGCCCCGCGUCCUGGCCCUGCGGCGCAUCCGCGACCCCGCCACCGGAGAGCCCCUCGACCGCGGCCUCGUCGUCUGGUUCCAAGGACCCCAGAGCUUCACCGGGGAGGACUGCGCCGAGCUGCACGUGCACGGCGGGCCGGCGGUGGUGAGCGGGGUGCUGCGGGCGCUGGGGAGCCUGCCCGGGCUGCGUCCCGCCGAGCCCGGGGAGUUCACGCGCCGAGCGUUCCGGCGCGGGAAGCUGGACCUGACGGCGGCCGAGGGGUUGGGGGACCUCAUCCGUGCCGAGACCGAGGCGCAGCGGCGGCAGGCGCUGAGGCAGAUGGAGGGGGAGUUGGGCCGGCUCUACCAGCGCUGGAGCAACACCCUCACCCAGGCUCUCGCCCACCUUGAAGCCUACAUUGACUUCAGCGAGGAUGACAACGUGGAGGAAGAGGUCUUGUCCCAAGUGGAUGCCACUGUGCGGGCGCUGGAGGAGGAGGUCGGUUCCCACCUUCAGGAUGGGCGCCGUGGGGAGCUGCUGCGGGGGGGGGUCCGCGCUGUCAUCGCUGGCCCCCCCAAUGUGGGCAAGAGCAGCCUGCUCAACCUGCUGUGCCAGCGUCCAGCAGCCAUCGUGUCACCGGUGGCAGGGACAACACGGGACGUGGUGGAGGUGGCCCUGAAUGUUGGUGGUUACCCGCUGGUGCUGAGCGACACGGCUGGGCUACGUGAUGCCACUGACCCCGUCGAGCAGGAGGGGGUCAGCCGUGCGCGGGACCGGCUGCGGGAAGCAGACCUGGUGCUGGCUGUGCUGGACGCCGCAGCAGUGCCCACUGAGCCAGCAGGGCUGGGGGCUGCGCUGGGGUCCCUGCAGCCCCCCACCACCACCCCCUGCAUCCUGGUGCUCAACAAGGCUGACCUGCUGAAGGGAAAUGGGGGGUCCCUGCGUGCUGCCUGCGCCCAGGGACACCCCCUGCCCCCCGUCACCCUCCUCUCCUGCAAGACGGGCGAGGGGCUCGACCGUCUCCUGGCACUGCUGGCGCGGGAGCUGGCACGGCUGUGUGGAGACCCCUUGUCGGGGUCGCCCAGCCUGACACAGAGCCGGCACAGCCUCCACCUGCGGCAGUGCGCCGCGGCGCUGGCGCGGUACAGCCGGGAGCGCCGGAGCGACCUGGGGCUGGCAGCCGAGCGGCUGCGGGUGGCGCGGCGGCACCUCGGCAGCAUCACCGGGCAUGUGAGCACCGAGGACGUCCUCGACAUCAUCUUCAGGGACUUCUGUGUUGGCAAGUGAUGGGCACGACAGGGGGGUCACCGGCUGCAGUGUUGAUGACCACGGGCAGGGGAGCUCGUGGCUCCAUGCUGGCAUUAAACCAUGGUGCCUUUUGCGGC